Messenger RNA from Plasmodium adleri (nom. inval.), 6273 nucleotides. RefSeq names its product conserved Plasmodium protein, unknown function. Lineage: Eukaryota; Apicomplexa; Aconoidasida; Haemosporida; Plasmodiidae. Bases 1 to 6273 code for a protein of 2090 amino acids. The record is from RefSeq and is a predicted model, not a curated record. Gene Ontology annotation, molecular function: 5'-3' DNA helicase activity. The transcript has a single exon.
AUGAAUUUAAAUAAUGUGAAAAGAACAUACGAAUGUUUAUAUACUCACCAGAAGAUACAGAAAAAUAAAAAAUGGCAAGAAGGAUUUUGUGAAAUAAUAGAUAACUAUGGAAUGACAAAAAUAAGUUUAUUAAAUAUAAAUAAAUGUUGUAUAGAAAGUACAUUAAGUAAUUUAAUAAAUUUAAAUAAUAUUGAAGAAGAAAUCGAACUACCAAAUCAUAUAAUACAAUUCAUUGAUAUAAAUAAUUAUAUAGAAAAUGAUGUACCAGUUGAAGUUACAAAAGAAAUAAAGAGAGAAAAAGUAAAAAAAAGAAUUAAUAGUUUUUGUGUAGAAAAAUUAAAAUCUAUUAAAAAAAAAAGAGAAUCCAUAUCUAAUAAUAAUAAUAAUAAUACAAAUCAAGAUGAUUAUUUCGAUAAUAUAAAAAAUAUGUCUUCUCCAUGGGCUACACACAACAUACACAAUGAUGAUAAUAAAAAAAAUAGUUAUGAUAAAAAUAUAGACGAAAAUCCUAGUCCUAAUAAUAAUAAUAAUAAUAAUAAUAUUUUCAAUAAUAAUAAUAUUUUUAAUAAUAAUCAUUAUCAUACAAACCUCUGUCAUAAUAACAAAUUUCAGGUGCCUAGAAAAAUUGACAUUAAGGACGAAUCAAUUAAUAAAAGUAAUAUUGCAAAUAAUAAUUUUAAUAGUAAGUAUAAUAUAUACAAUGAAGAGAAUGAACAAGAUAAAAAUAUUGUGAUACAAAAAAAAAACAAUCUUCAUACAUUUAAUCAUGAUAAAUCAAUAUAUCAUAAUAAUAAUAAAUUAAAAAAUGAACAUGCACUCAUUAAUAUAAUUUAUACACAUAAAAAUUUAUUUUAUAAAAAAAAAAAUGUAAAAUGGCUAGAUGGAUUUAUUAUAGAGAAAGAUAAUUGUUUCGAAUUAUAUAACUUGUCACAAGAUAAAUUAUCUACAAGAGAAAAAUCAACAAUAGAUGAAGAAUAUUUAAAUUUUGGAUGCUAUGUUGUAUAUAAUAAUUUUUUAACAAACACAAAAGAUAAAGAUAUUUAUAAUAAUGAUAAAAAUAAAUAUAACCAUUCUUUAUUAUAUAAUAAAAAUAAAAAUAACAAAUCGUAUAAUAUUCAUGACACUUCUAAAAUUAUGGAGAAAAAAAAUUCAUAUGAUAUAAACAAAUCUAUAUCUAAUAAUAAAAGAGAUGAAGCAAAUAAUAUAACAACCACAGAUAUAUGCGACCUCGCAAAUAGGGAAUACACAAAAGGAUAUUUUAAAGAAAAUAAUUAUGAAGAGAAUAAUCAUAAAAAAAAUAAUUAUAAAGAGAACAAUCAUAAAGAGAACAAUCAUAAAGAGAACAAUCAUAAAGAGAACAAUCAUAAACAGAAUAAUCAUAAACAAGAAGUCAUGAGAAAUGAGGAUGUCAAAAAUAAUCUUAUUAGAAAUAAUAACAUAACAAAUAAUUUUAUAAAUAAUAAUCAUUCAAACAAUAUUGUAUAUGAAGAACAAACAAAUAAUAGUAGUCCAUAUAUAUAUGACUUAUCAGAAGACAAAAAAAAAACUGUGUUUUUUUAUCAUAAUAAUAAUAAGGAUGACAAUAAAGAGAUAUACGAUGAAAUUAUUAACAUAGGCAAAAUUGUUAGUUUAAAUAAUUAUUCUCAUAUGAACAUUCAUAAAAAUGUUUUAUGCUCAUCAAUGGAUCUUGAUAUACAACAACACACUGACAAUAAAAAUGAUGAUAACUCAUAUGAUGAUAAAAAAGAAAACAAAAUUUAUGAUAAUUAUAAUUAUAAAAAUGGAAAUAUACAAACAGAAUCUGUAUUAAAUGAAGAAUGUAAUAUAACGAAUAAUUACACACGUGAUUUUUAUGUGAAUAAAACAUCUUCAGGUAUUAAAAAAAAUGAUAAUGUAUUUGUUGAGAAUUUAUACAAAGAAAAAGAGAUGUACACCAUGAAUAAUAAAAAUCAUUAUGAUGAUGAUACAAAUAAAUAUGAUGAUGAUACAAAUAAUAAUCAUAUAAAUGAUAAAGAAGGAACCAACAGUUUUGAGGAGUGCAAUAAUUGUAGGAACCCAAAUGAGAAAAAAGUCAAUGAUGAAUUUAUUUUACUCAAAAAUAUUGUCCUUGAAGAUAAAGAAGAAGAAGAUGAUGAAAAUAGCUACUGUAAGUUAUAUAAAAUAAAAAAUAUAAAUAUGUUUAAAAGUAAUAAUUUUAAUUUUCAUAUUAAAGAUAUAAAUAAUAUUAAUAAGAAUAAUUUAUUUUUACCUAUAUAUAUUAAAUUAUUAAAUAAUAAAAUAGAUAUAAAAAAUAAAUUAAGUAAUUUGAAAUAUUUUCAAAUUCCCAAUUUUUUUAGGAACAAGUCGGAAUAUGUUUUAUAUUUUAUGAACUCUAUAUUAUAUGAAAUAUAUUAUGAAAUAACAGCUAAAAUAUUAUAUUUCCAUGAUGAUUUGAUACAAUUUUUUAAUGAUAGAAAUAUAUAUAAGAAGAAAAUUAAAGGGGAGGAAAUGAUUGAGCGAUUGGAGCAUGGGCAUAUGAUUCACAAUAAUAAUAAUUAUUACAAUGAUGAUGAUAAUAAAACAAACAGUAAUGAUAAUAAAACAAACAGUAAUGAUAAUAAAACAAACAAUAAUGAUAAUAACACAAAUAGUAAUGAUAAUAACACAAAUAGUAAUGAUAAUAAAACAAAUAGUAAUCAAAAUAAAACAAAUAGUAAUCAAAAUAAUACUUAUGAAGCUUCAGAAUACUGGAAUGUAGAGAAUUAUAAUAAAAUAUGUAACAUAAAAAAGGUAGAGGUGAAAAAUGAUAUAUUUACACCAGUUAUAAAUUUAGAUGAUGAAAAAAAAACUAAUUUUAUAGAUGAUGAUUAUAUUUUAUUUUUAAAUGAUUGUGAAAUUUUUUAUAGUAUAAAUGAUACAAAUAAGAAUAUUCAUACAAGUAAUUAUAUGAGUAGACGUUUUUUUUUAAGUGUAAAUGAACAAACAAAAUAUCUUUUAAUAAAAAAAAAUAAAAGGAAAAUAAUAGAAGAUAAGAAUAAAUAUAUAAAUGUAAAUCAAAUAAUUAUAUUUAGUAAAAAUGAUUUAUAUUUAAAUCAAAAUGAUUUAUUAAUAUUUAUUUCAAAGUGGAAUAAGCUAAGUAAUAACUAUUUAGAAAUUUAUCCAUUAAACAUUGAAACGUUUACAUAUAUGAAUGAAUUAUUUUUAAAAGAAAAAUUUGCAUCAACAAAAAAUUAUUCUUAUUUUUUAAAAAGACAUAAAAAAAUAUAUUUCUCUUCUUGUUUAUUCUUAAUCAAAUUUUUAGAGCAUGUAGAUAAUUUAAAAUAUCUAUUUUAUUUUUAUAAUUCAAUAGUACAAGCAAAUCGUUUUCACACUAACAAAUAUAUAAAUCAUACAAAUAAUAACAAUAAUGUUAAUUUGAUACAUAAUAAUUUACAAACAAAUAAUUUUAUAAAUUUUAAUUAUAUAUGUAGCAAAAUUGGUAUUAAAAAGGAAUUCAAUCCAAUGCUCGAUACACAAAUAGUAUUAAAUUAUGUUAAUGCACAAUUUAAAAGAGAAAUUUUACAAAUUAUAAAAGAAAAUAAAAUGCUUAACAAGAAACAGAAGGAUAUAAUUACUUGUGUCGUUAACUGGUUUAAGUAUGCCGGACCAGAGAAAAAUGAAAAUAAUGAAAAUAAUGAAAAAAGUGAAAAUAAUGAAAAAAGUGAAAAUAAUGAAAAAAGUGAAAAUAAUGAAAAAAGUGAAAAUAAUGAAAAAAGUGAAAAUAAUGAAAAAAGUGAAAAUAAUGAAAAAAGUGAAAAUAAUGAAAAAAGUGAAAAUAAUGAAAAAAGUGAAAAUAAUGAAAAAAGUGAAAAUAAUGAAAAAAGUGAAAAUAAUGAAAAAAGUGAAAAUAAUGAAAAAAGUGAAAAUAAUGAAAAUGAUGAAAAAAAUGAAAAAAGUGAAAAUAAUGACAUAAAUGACAAAAACGAAAUAUUUCGUAGCAAUAACUCUUGUGAAAACACCCAUUUUUAUGACGACAAUUAUAGUAGCAAUAAUAGCUUGCUAGUUAAUGGUAUUUUUGGAUCAGGAAAAAGUACACUUAUUUGUAAUAUCCUUUUAUACUUAGAUAAAAUAUUAACACAUGAAGAAGAAGAAGAAAAAGAGGAAGAAAAAAAAAAUAAGAAGAAAGCAAAUAUAAGAAAAAAAAAAAAAACGACUUCAAAAACAAAUAGUAAUUCAGAUGAUUCAUAUAAUUAUGAAUCAGAAAGUAACAAAAAAGAUGAUGAUCAUAUAUACUCACAACAUAUAAAUGAAACGGAUAUGAAAAUCAUUGAACAUAUAAAUAAAAAACAACGUUUAAAGCAAAAUAAAAUUUUAUUAAUGUGUAAUACUAAUUUAGGUGUUGAUAAUAUUUUAUUAAAAUUAAAAUUUGAUUUUAAUUUUUAUGAUUUUGCUAGAAUAGGAAAUAUAUAUGAAAUAAAUUUUUUUCUCAUAACGAACUUUAUUACUCUCAAUUUAAGAGAAGAUAAAAGUGUUGAUGAAUUAUCCAAGUAUUUAAAUAAUAUAAGUACUAAAAUAGAUAAUAUGCAAAGUACAAUUCAUAAUAAAAAAGAAACAAACUCAGAUAACAUGAAAGUAGUCAAUAAUGAUAAUAUGUAUGUGAAAAAUAAUCAUGAAAUUGAAAGAAAUAAUAUUAAUGAUAAAAAAAAAAAUUUAUAUCAUAUACCUUCCUAUAUGAAAGAAGAACAUAUACAAAAAAUAAAAAAUUUCGAUCAGUUAUUAAACAUUUUAAAAAAAAAUAAAGAAUUUGUUUUAAAAAAUAAAUAUAAAAACAAAAGAGUCAUCGCAGGUACUUGUAGAAGUAUACAUCUGUUCGAGAAAAUCAAUACCAUAAGACAUAAUAUAAAUUAUCUAAUAGUUGAUGAAGGCACACAAAUUAAUGAAUUAACACUUUUAAAGUUUUUUAUGAAAUAUCCUAUAAAAAAAUUUAUUUUUAUAGGUGAUGUAAAACAAUUAGGAUUUGUUUUAAAAAGUAAAAAUGAUUUAAGUCGUAGUAUGUUUUCAAGACUUAUUGAAAAUGAAUUAUUUAUUAAAUAUUAUUUUGUACAAAACGAAAAAAAUAAAAAUUUCAACAUGGAUGAUAAUAUAAAAAAUGAAAAUACAAACAUAAAUAAUAAUCAUUUAUAUGAUGAAAAUAUAAAAAGUCAUAAUAAUAUUCAUGACUACACUAAAAAUAUCGAUGAUAUCAUAGAUAUUGUAAAUAAUCUAAAUGAUCAAGAAUAUUGUACUUUAAAAUAUUUAUUAUACGAAAAAAUGUUCGAUUUAUAUAUAGAAAAAAAAGAACACGAUACACAAAGGCAAAAUUGUAAUAAUUACAAAAAACAUACUCCUUAUAUUAAUAAAUUAAUUAUUCUAAAUAAACAAUACCGAUGUCAUCCAUGUAUUAGUGAAAUAUGUAGCUAUUUAUUUUAUAAUAAUCGUAUUAAAAAUGCAAAAAGUACCAUGCAAAUCAAAAUACAUUAUCAUAAAUAUAAUUCACACGUCAAUCUAAUAUUAAUUAGAAGCAAUUAUAAAGAAAUACUAUAUAAGUCUUCAUAUAUUAAUAUCAUGGAAGCAAGUAUAAUUAUUAGAAUAUGUGAAAAUAUGAUUGAUAAUGAUAUUAAUCCAGAUGAUAUAGGUAUCAUCUCUUUAUACAAAUCACAAUCCUCAUAUAUCAAAAAUAAAUUAAACAAUUCAAAAAAAGCCAACCAAUUAAAAAGAGUUAGAGUUAGUACAGUCGAUUCGUUCCAAGGAAUAGAAAAAGAAAUUAUUUUGUUUUCAUGCGUUAUGUGCCCAGCGCAAUUAGAAAAAAAAAGAGAAAAAAUAAAACAUAAUAAGGAUGAAAAUUUUGUACCUGAUGAAAAUAAUACUAGUGGAAAUAAUAUAAUUAGUGGAAAUAAUAUAAUUAGUGGAAAUAAUAUAAUUGGUGAAAAUAAUAUAAUUAGUGGAAAUAAUAUAAUUGGUGAAAAUAAUAUAAUUAGCGAAAAUAAUAUAAUUAGCGAAAAUAAUAUAAUUAGCGAAAAUAAUACAACUAGCGAAAAUAAUAUAAUUAGCAAAAAUAAUAUUAUGAACGAACUAGCCAUUUCAAUGGAUAACGACAGUUCUCAACUACACAGCAAUGUAUUUUUUGAAUCUUUCUGUGAGAAUAAAAAUCGUAUAAACGUAGCUUUGAGUAGAGCAAAAAGUCAAAUAAUAAUUGUUGCACAUAAUAAUUUUAUAGAAAAAAACAAACUGUGGAAUUAUAUAAAAUCCAAGUGUAAAAUAUAUUACUAUGAUUAA